CGUUGUCAUAUUCUGUUCCUGGUUGAAAAGAUGGCGGCUAAUCAAUCUUUGCGCCAAUUAGUCCCUCCAUCCCUGUCUGCUAAAGUGGAAGGCUCAUUUGCAUAUCUGACAGUGAGAGACAGGUUGCCGACCAUCCUGACAAGAGUCAUUGACACCAUCCAUCGCAACAAAAACAAGUUCUUUGAGGAGUUUGGAGAGGAGGGAGUCCAGGCAGAGAAGAGGACCAUUGGCUUUCUUUCGAAGCUAAGAAAUGAGCUGCUGACAGACAAGCCUAUCCUGGUUCUGUGUGACGGCCUGGAGGACACAGACAGCUGGAACCAGUACCUCCAGAGACAGCAGAGGCUACUGGGGGAGCAGGACCCCGUCAGCUGGUUCAAGUCCCCCUGGCUCUACAUAGAGUGCUAUAUGUACCGCAGGAUACAGGAGGCCAUCUGGCUCAAUCCCCCCAUCAGCGACUUUGACGUGUUUAAUGAAAGCAAGACGCAGAGUUUCUUUGAGUCCCAGCAGGCUGUGAUAUCCCUGUGUACAUAUCUACAGGGAUUCAACAGGAACAUGGACGACCUCUCAGAGACACAGCUCAUGGAGCAGUUCCACAAACUACUACAGGUGUCUCUGUGGGGGAACAAGUGUGACCUGUCCAUCUCUGCUGGCAUGGAGAACUCUCAGAAGGCCAGUCCCAUUGACUCCCUGUCUGACCUGAAGUCUUUUAUCCUGGUGGACGACUCCAACAUGGUGUGGUCUGCUCUGACCUCUGCCCAGAGACCAGGGGAGGACGGCAAAACCACCCCAGGGAGGGUGGACAUCGUCCUGGACAAUGCUGGCUUCGAGCUGGUCACAGACCUGGUCCUGGCUAACUUCCUGGUGUCCUCUGGUCUGGCCAGGGAGGUCCGCUUCCAUGGCAAGUCCAUCCCCUGGUUUGUCUCCGACGUCACCGCACACGACUUCCAGUGGACCAUCCGCCAGACCCUGGCGGCCAAUCACAAGUGGAUGUCCAAGAGCGGCGUCCAAUGGCAGAGCUACGUACAGGAGGGCGUGUGGUCCUAUCACGACCACCCAUUCUGGACAAUGCCUCAUGAAUACUGUGACAUGGCGGGCGACGCGCCUGACCUCUACGCGACCCUGCAGGGAGCCGACCUGAUUCUGUUUAAAGGAGACCUGAACUACAGGAAGCUGACUGGGGACAGGGAGUGGGAUCACAUGGUGCCGUUUGAUAGGGCACUGAGGGGGUUCGGGCCAGCCCCCCUGUGCAGUCUGAGGACUCUGAAGGCUAACAUCCAGGUGGGGCUCCAGACGGGGCAGGGGGAGAACCUCAACACCCAGGACCCCAGCUGGAUGACCAGCGGGAAGUACGCUGUGGUCCAGUUCUCCAGCCCUCACAGGGAACAGUAGACCUGUCUGGCACAGGAAGUGACGUCAACAUGUUCAUAAGAAGUGGUGUCAUCAUAAUCAGAGGAAGUAAGGGCGUGAGCAGGGGAAGUGUACUUGUAACCAUAAGCCAGGUUAGAGGUGUAGUGUGUUUUGUCGUAGAACUUCCUAAUGUAUUUAAAAUCUGAGAGUAGUUUAAAGGAGGAUGGUAGAGGGUACUUCAAAAAGAGGAGGGGAGAGUGUUGUUAAAUAUGGAGUGGCUGCGGAUCCGACUUCUCUGGAACCCUCUUCCCGACAGCUAAAGGGCCGAAGCUUCUGCGAAUGUGCGGGAUUCUCUACUUUAAACAGUCUCUGCUCUACUCGUUCAGCUGCCUGAACAGGCUACUCUGGCGAAAGGUGCUUGUUUAAUAAAGUUAGAGCCAAGCUGAAUCAAUGUCUGUAAGAUCACAUAAUUAUAAUAUUCUACAGAACCAAAUAAAAUAGCGUAGUAUAAAACACCUAAUUUCUAAUGAGAUUUUAGGAUGAUUGUGAGAAUGGUUACAUAUUUCUCUCAUGCAGCCUAAACUCAGCAGCGCACGCCACUCAGCAAAGGAAUGCUACAGUUUAAUACCAACUGCUAAAAAUGUGCUCACGGUACAUAGCUAAUUCAAAACACUGUAGCCUACUUCAAAACAACACUGUAGCCUACACUCAAGAAUAUCUAAAUGCAUAUCCCCAUGGAACUGAUUGUGAUCAAAUGGUUUGCAUGCAGAUUCUGCAAGGAUGUUUCACCGGUAAAACUUGAAGAACUAUCAUUCACGGUUGACAGUGAGAAAUGCGAAGGGAGGAUGACCACAAGUUUGGGUGUGCGUAAAGUAGAGGUAAAGAAACACAUGCACAGAACGUGAGUCGGUUCCAGUGGGAUGAGGCAGUUACCUCCUGAUCCGCAGCCUCGGCCAUUUAAAUAAUGAUCAACUGCUGGUUAGAAAUCUGUCCUGGGAAAACUACAAAACAAUGAAAUUUACUUCCCCCAUUUAAUGUGUUGACAGUUGUUUACCAUCAUCCAGUACCAGGGUUGGGCUCUACCUCGAUUCCAUUUCAAAUCAGUUAAUUUAUAAACAUUGAAAUUCCAAGUCAUGAAUUGAAACAUGCUAAUCUGAUCUUAAGUGACUUUUUUUCAGCCAUAUUAUGUACUUUUUUUGUCUCCCCGACAGCGAUAAAAGUUUUGAGAGUCAUUUCAUUCAUAAUCAGAGGCAAUAAGAUGCAAGGUGGAAUUUUAACAUUUACAUGUUAAGUUGGCCUGUCGUGAUUAGUUUUUGAAUUGUUAUUUUAAGUUGAGACCUUAUGUAAUAUCCAAAGUCAGCGGCUACUUUUUUAGCCAAUUUUUUUUGCAUGAGCUUGGCAAGAAAGAGUAGCAUACAUUACAGAAUAACUUGUGGUUGCUGGUGUUUUCUGGGUCUUAAUCAACGUCCUCAGUUUGUUGUCUCGUCAAUUUAUUGCAUGUGCUUUUGUUUGCAUGCAUCAGGGUUUGCACAGUGACCACAGUCCCGGAGUUUACAUUUUCAGAGUUAAAUAACUGAAGUUGAACUACAAGGUAAUGUACCCACUCUGGAAAACUAUAGAUAAAUCAUGGUAUUUGGGGCAGUGCAAUCACACAUACAAGGUGUGUGUGUUGAUGAACGAAUAGCACUAACACCUGUCUAAUUCAGUAUUUCUGUUUCUGUUUUGAUAGUACAAAAUGUUAUUUACUCAUGUCAUUAGAAUGCCUCUGUAACCAGUGCUGGUGCCGUUGUGAUCCUAAAUGACUGGAUUGUUCUCUUUGCAGAAAUCUGGAACAAAAAUUAUUAUAUUAUAACGGACUUGGUUUAAAUAAAGAACUUCAAUGACGGGUCUUA
This is a messenger RNA of Coregonus clupeaformis (lake whitefish), 3239 nucleotides long. It is a transcript of the gene dcph1, whose product is annotated as acidic residue methyltransferase 1. NCBI's taxonomy places the organism in Eukaryota, Metazoa, Chordata, Actinopteri, Salmoniformes, Salmonidae. Bases 31 to 1389 code for a protein of 452 amino acids. Gene Ontology annotation, cellular component: nucleus; cytoplasm. Gene Ontology annotation, molecular function: phosphatase activity. Gene Ontology annotation, biological process: DNA damage response. The transcript has 5 exons. The record is from RefSeq and is a predicted model, not a curated record.